GCCAAAUGGGGAAGAUGGGCACAGUCGGGGCCGUGGCAGUGGAUAGUGAGGGAGUUGUAGCCUGUGCGACCUCCACUGGUGGGAUGCUGAACAAGAUGGAGGGUCGGGUGGGGGACACACCCUGCAUAGGUUGUGGAGGUUAUGCUGACAACAACUCAGGAGCAGUGUCCACUACAGGCCAUGGAGAAGCUAUCAUGAAAGUUGUUUUAGCCAGACUCAUCCUGUUCUACAUGGAGCAAGGUCAGUCAGCAGAGGCAGCCAGUGACUCUGCCCUGGCCUACAUGAAGUCCAGAGUGGAUGGUCUUGGUGGUGUGGUGACGGUGGACCCUCAGGGUAACUGGGUCGCUCGCUUCUCCAGCCGGCAGAUGGCGUGGGCUGCAGCCCAGAAAGACACGCUGCACUACGGCCUGUACACUGGAGAACACUUCACACAGAGCAUUGACGAGCCACACUGACACUUCACACAGUUUUCAGACUUUUUCAUUUGCACUAAUAGGAAAAAUCUACCGAAAUCAGAAAAUGAAUACUUCUUAUUUGAUUAGUUGUAUUGUGGAUGGACAGCUGUUGAUUAAAUGUACAGUCAGGUACCAGGAGAGGAGCCGUGCACAGACAGUCGAACACACAAUCUGUUUCAUUGAUUGUGUGAUAGAAACAUACUAAAAAGCCCAACUGAUUGGUUCUACUACUUGAAAUUAUCUUCAGUGAGUUAAGGCACUGAAAGCACUGUAGAGACCCCUUACGCACACAUUGCUGCAGCAGCAGGAUUCCUGAGGAGCCGACCUCUGACACCCUCAGAGUCAGGUUGACCUUUCCCACUCAGGCUUUCAUGGACUCAGAAGGCAGACAUCCAAUAACAAACAAUGUGCUGGUAAUCUGACACCACAGUGAUUGAAAAAUCAACAUCAAACUCCCUUUGUUUUUGGCCCCAGUUAAGAACAGUCGCAAAAUGUUUAAUAAAAAGCAUUUAUUGUGCUGCAACCAACGUGUCCACCCUGUGAAGAAGAGCUUUUAAAAUCUAAAGAUUGUGUCCAUACCAGGAUGUAUUUCUGAGUAAAUCAGGAGGCUGUCUGGACAAAACGUGGGGAGGAACUUGAAUAACAAAGUGUCUUAAACAUGGAUAGCAAUACAACAGUUAAUUGGUGUGCACCAAUAGGAUAGCAGAAUUCCCCAUGGAGAGGCGUGAGACAAAUCUUUAUGACAGCUCUUUGAAAGGAGCUGCUUCGUAUGACUCCAUCUCUUACAUCAUUAUUUUUUUAGGCAGAGGGAGUAAACAUUACAGUAUAAAGCUUGAGAAGCUAACAGGCUUCACCAGGUGAAGCUGAGUUUGUCUUGUAGGACUUGGUCCUGGCUGUUUCUCAUUGUAAACUGAUCGAAGGAGCUGUUGAUUUCUUCUUUUGUUUCUACUUUUUCUACGUCUAUUACUUCUUCUUCAUUAGCAAAACCAGCGUUGCAUUAUGCCAACAACUACACUGGAGUGGAUUAAAGGGGAAUGAAAAUAAUAAAGGCCGGGAAGUUUAGACACAACGGUGAACGAAUGGUUCUCAUGUACGACUCAGAUUGACCUGUGAACCCUGCAGAGCUAUUAGAUUUAAUGAUUUCACUUUUAGGACGGUAAAACGAAUUGACAUGUUGGUCUUUUUUUUAUCUGUGGUACUUGAACAAGAGCUAACAAACAAAUCUGAGCUCUGUGCUGCUAGAGAUGAAGAUUGAGUGAUGUUAGGAUGUUCAUGUAGUUAUGUAGCAGAUAUUGAAAUUUGUUUGUUUUUUUUAACUUAGUUUUUAUUCAUUUUUCCCAUCAACAACAGUACAAUAUGAAAAAUAUUUCUUUUUUUUUCCUUUUUCCAGCUGUAUAGUUACAUCUGGAUAUUAAGCCAGCAGAAAUAGAUUACAAAAGUAAGAUACAAAUCAAAAUGUCCACUCCAAAGAAUAUACAUAUACACAAUAAUACACAUAAACAAACAAGUACAUAAAUAAAUGUUCAUAAAAGUAGAGGAGAAAUGAAAAUCAUAAAUAAAAGUUGUAAUCAUAAAGAAAGAAGAAUUCACGUGUCAAAGUACAAGUGUGAAGUCAACCCCAAAAUGGUGCAUGGUCUUGGUCUGCACC
Messenger RNA from Labrus bergylta (ballan wrasse), 2103 nucleotides. NCBI's taxonomy places the organism in Eukaryota, Metazoa, Chordata, Actinopteri, Labriformes, Labridae. The record is from RefSeq and is a predicted model, not a curated record.